CGUUUGCCUCGCAUAAGGCUUGCGUUCACGUCUCUUCAUCAUCGCCUUCUUCAUAUCUUCCUGUAUUGUGAGCCUUGGCUUGCGUGUGCCGACUUGAGCGACUCACACGUUGCCCUUUGCGACGUUCACGAUCAGGCCUGCUUGAGCCACGCAGUCUUAAGCCGCGGCCAACUCCACGCCACACGUUAUCGCCCAUCACCAACCACGAUGGCCAUCCCCAAGCGUACACUCCUGCUUUCCUCGUGCGCACUCACUUUCUUCAGCAAAAAGUAUGCGCCUGGUUCUCCCUUGACGCAUGGCGGGUUUAUCAAGACCGUGCUUGCGCUCUUUGCGAUCCAGUACUUUGUGCAAGCUUUCUACAGGAUUCUUAUCUACCCAUUCUUUUUGAGCCCGCUGAGACAUUUGCCGCAACCCCCUAACGGCCACCCCAUCCUCGGGCAUUUCCCGCGCAUCUUCCGCGACCCAUCAGGAGAGCCACAGCGAGAUUGGAUUGACAGCGUGCCGAAUGAUGGUGUGUUGUACUACCGCUGGCUUUUCAACGAAAGUCGUGUGCUGGUGACCAGCCCCAAAGCGCUGGGUGAGGUGCUAGUCCAGAGAAAUUAUGAAUUCGUCAAGCCGGUCAGGAUUAGAAUGGGUCUUGGCAGGCUUUUGGGGGUGGGGAUCUUGCUGGCAGAGGGAGAUGAGCAUAAGCGCCAAAGAAAGCUACUGAUGCCGGCUUUUGCAUUCCGUCAUGUCAAGGACUUGUACCCUAUCUUCUGGGGAAAGAGCCAGGAGAUGACUGACCGCAUCGUGAAGACCACAGACCGAGCUCCGGAUGGCUCUGUCGUUAUCGAAGUUCGUGACUGGGCUUCACGUGCGACACUGGACAUCAUUGGCUCAGCAGGCAUGGGUAAAGAUUUCGACUCGCUGAUAAAUCCUGAGAAUGAGCUGUUCCAAACGUACAAGAAGAUAUUCUCCAGCAACCGCGGCGCUCAGAUCAUUCAGCUGCUGCUCGGCACGCUACCUCAUUGGGUGGCAGUGAACCUCCCAUUGAAGCGCAACGACGAGAUCGGCCAGGCGAUCGGAACAAUUAAGAAAGUAUCCCGCGAUCUCAUCGCCACAAAGCGAGCCCAGUUACAGCGCGGCGAAAAGCCUUCCCAUGACAUCCUAUCCGUAGCUAUGGAAUCGGGCGGCUUCACCGACGAAGAUCUCGUAAACCAACUAAUGACUUUCUUGGCCGCCGGCCACGAGACCACCGCCAGCGCCAUGUCCUGGGCCAUCUACUGCCUGUGCAAGCACCCCGAGACACAGACUCGCCUGCGCGAAGAACUGCGCACACAGCUGCCCGCGCUCCUGGAUCCCAGCGCCCAGAUCUCAAGCACAGACAUCGAUCGCCUGCCCUACCUCAACGCUGUCUUGAACGAGACACUGCGCAUCUUCCCCCCCGUUCCUCUCACAAUGCGCGAAACCGCAAAUGACACAACGAUAUGUGGCUCCUUCGUUCCGCGUGGAACAACCGUCAUAAUCUGUCCCUGGGCAAUCAACACUUCCACCCACCUCUGGGGCGAAGACGCAAGAUCUUUCAACCCUGACCGCUGGCUCGGCAGCAAUGCCAAUUCAGGCGGUGCGGAGAGCAACUAUGCCGUUACGACGUUUCUGCAUGGCCCGAGGAGUUGUAUUGGCAAGGAGUUUGCGAAGGCGGAGUUUGCGUGUUUGGUCGCCAGUUUGGUGGGCAGGUUUGAGGUCGAGUUUGAGGAGGGCGAUUGGGAGUUGAAAAUCCAGGGAGGCAUUACGGCGAGGCCGAAAGGGGGGUUGAGGGUUAGGCUAAGGGAGGCUGGAGGGAGCAAAGCAUAGGAGAGGAGUAUUAACAUAGUGGAGCUAAGAUGCACUGAUAUGGCUUGUGGAUCACAUGAGCUUUGAUCAGGGCAUGGGUGCACCUGGUUGGACCUGUACGACGAGUAAAUUUUCUGGUCCACUUGCUGACAUUGCGAACAAUCGUCGACCCGUUCGUCAAGUCGAGGUAUCGCGAUUGAUGCGGGCUUGUAUUUUUUUUUCAAAUCUUUCACCAUGCACAACCGAGAGCCAUAUCUUUUGAGUCUUACUCAGCGC
Messenger RNA from Didymella exigua CBS 183.55, 2088 nucleotides. RefSeq names its product cytochrome P450 78A3. Gene Ontology annotation, molecular function: oxidoreductase activity, acting on paired donors, with incorporation or reduction of molecular oxygen; iron ion binding; monooxygenase activity. NCBI's taxonomy places the organism in Eukaryota, Fungi, Ascomycota, Dothideomycetes, Pleosporales, Didymellaceae. The record is from RefSeq and is a predicted model, not a curated record. The coding region runs from base 208 to 1833 and encodes 541 amino acids. The transcript has 3 exons.